AGUCCUCAGUACCGCUGCCACCAUCACUCUAGAGUGAGCAGGAACAACAGGGGAAGGGGAGGAGCGAGCUAGCUCAAGUGUCUCUCUUUCCCUCUCGUUCUCCAGCUCGUGUUUCGUUGCUGCUGCUGCUGCCAUGGGUGGUGCGGCGAGGAGGGUGUCGGCCGUGGCCGUGGCGGCGCUUGCGGCGGCGGUGAUGUGGGCGGGGGUGGCGGCGGCGGCCGUGUACGAGGUGGGCGACAAGACCGGGUGGACCGUCAUGGGCAACCCCAACUACGCCGCCUGGGCCGCCUCCAAGACGUUCCAUGUCGGCGAUGCCGUUGUUUUCACGUACCUGAAGCAGUUCCACAACGUGCUGGCGGUGAGUAAGGCGGACUACAAGAACUGCGACACGACGAAGCCGAUCACCACCUGGUCCACGGGCAACGACUCGGUCGUCCUCAACACCACCGGCCACCACUACUUCCUCUGCGGCUUCCCGGGCCACUGCGCCGCCGGGCAGAAGGUCGACAUCCGCGUUGCCUCCUCCUCUGCUGCCCCUUCCGAGGCCCCCUCCGCGGUGCCCGCCCUGUCCCCCGGCUCCAAGCCCUCCGGAGCCGCCGCCGCUCCGUCCCCGCACGCCAACGCCGCGCCCAAGACCUUCGGCUGCUCCGUGGCCGCGACCAUCGCCGCGUCCGCGCUUUCCGUGGCCGCGGCUCUGCUGGCCUGAGGCUUCUGUAGUCUGGCGCCUUUGUGAAUUGUGAGGACAUCUGUGUCUGUGACUGUUGUCGUAUGAGCAGGAGCACUUGGACCUGUGUUUGUUUACUGUUUUGCCCUAUAGCUUCAUACACUGGUCUGGUUCUGUGGAUCUUCGUCUGGGUUCGGGAUUUCUACCGGUUGUCAAUCACCUCAUGUUCUGGGCUCUUCAUUCAUCUCGGUGUUGUUCUAUCGAUUGAGCACUAUUUUUACUCUUA
Molecule: messenger RNA, 950 nt
Organism: Phragmites australis (common reed)
Lineage: Eukaryota; Viridiplantae; Streptophyta; Magnoliopsida; Poales; Poaceae
Product: mavicyanin-like
Exons: 2
Coding region: 134-706 (190 amino acids)
Cellular component (GO): plasma membrane
Molecular function (GO): electron transfer activity
Source: RefSeq, a predicted model, not a curated record